Molecule: messenger RNA, 2486 nt
Organism: Linum trigynum
Lineage: Eukaryota; Viridiplantae; Streptophyta; Magnoliopsida; Malpighiales; Linaceae
Source: the annotation of a GenBank genome assembly
AUUGAUAGAUUCAUUCAAUCAUUCAUUGCAUAUGCCCAUUUCGAGUCUCAAAUGCAUUGUAAAUGGGUGUUUGGAUUGGUGAUAGCCUCUUUGGAUAGUUUUUUUUAAGGAAUGGGAAUUUAAUUUCCAAACUUUAUGUUUGUAAUGAUAAAACGAUUGAGAAAUAAAUUUCAUCUAGUUUAAAUUUGGAGAGUUAAAAUUCCUAUAAAAAAUAGGAAAAGAAGGGAAAAUAUUUGAGAUCUCGAUAAGCCUGCUUGCAUGCGUUCAUUCUGAUGCCAUAAGCACUUAUGGAAUUUUCCUUUGCUCCAUUGGUCACGUCUCUUUGCUAGUCAAUUUCUCGAGUAAAUGGCAUGUAUUAACAUCAUUACCAAAAGUAUUUUUGGGGUCAACCCGUACUUCAAGAAACGUGAAAUAACAAAAUUUGUACAAUGAUCAUUUCGAUUUGACCUCUUCACUCAGAUCGAACAUAAUUUUUUGUAAAGGUGGUCCUAUACUGCAAGUUACAUGUGGAUUCACUCACUUCACUUUUCGACGGGAUGAAUCCAACAUUGAAAAUAACCGCUAUGAGGACAACAUAAAAGUAUGUUUUGUCUUCUGUUUGUUCCGCUUCUCUUCUCCCCUUCACUUGUUCUUUUUGUUCCGUAAUAGGUAACAUCCCCCCCCCCCCCCCCCCCCCCCCCCGCCGCGCGCGCGAUUUGGAAAGAUAAGGUUUAGAUGUCUUGUUCGGAAUGAAAUUCCUCACUCACAAGCUAUACAAGAGUAAAUUAUGACCGGUCAUUUAGUUAGUGCUUUUUAGAUCAGCCACUAGUAGAAUGACAUAUUUGAAAAGACCGUUACAUAGCGAUAAUUGAUUAAGAAGUUAUUGUAUCCCGACACUUGCAAAAAUUCUAUAUAUAUUUUCAGUUCCUUUUUCUAUGAACGGUUGAGACUAUGCGACAAAAUUGUUGUGUUGACAAACACCAUUUGGAGUUGUCUAGUAGAAUUUUAAGCACGACUUACUAAUCCAACUUUGAAUAGGGUUCUCCCCCUCUCCAACACAUAUUGACUUUCCUAAGUCAAUAUGAAAAUAUAGUUUCCUCUCUUUCUUCAUCCCCUCUGUUUUUUUUUUCUCUUCUUCGCUCUUUUAUUCUUCUAUUGUUUCUCCUAUAGCUAUGUGUUUUCUGCUUUUGUUAUGAAAAUAAAAAUAUUAGAUGUCUUACUUGAUAUGAAAUCUCCUCAAUCAAAUGAUACAAAAGAAAAUUCUUCACGGUCAUUCAAUUAGCUCUUUAUGGUCAAAAUCACCAAUAAAAUAAACUCCAACUGCCAGACCUGCGGGGCGGAAGGGGAAACUACUCUCCACGUUGUCCGGGACUGUCCAUUUGCGAGAUCGGCAUGGGCGGAAAUUCUACAAGAUGAACCUGACUCAAUUUUCUUCCAACCAGACUUGGAAAGGUGGGUGUUACAUUAUAUCACAGGGAAAAGCUCCAUUAUUCACCCCACGAGGUUUGUGGUUCUAUGUUGGUUAUUGUGGCAAAAUAGAAACAAACUUGUGUUUGAGAAACAGAUGGAUUCAGCCGAUGUGCUAUGCAACAGAGCUAUGCGACUUCAAAUACAGAUCCAAGAGGCUGCCGAGAAACUCUCUAGGAUUGGGCUAGCUACGGGAACCAGUGCUGAAGUGUUGGUCGGCUGGAGGGCUCCGCCUGCGGGGUGGAUGAAUUUAAAUUCGGACGGCUCGGUGGUGGCGGGGAAUGCAGCAGCUGGGGGGGUGAUCCGCGAUCAGGACGGAAGGUUUAUUAUGGCAUUCUCUAGGAACUUGGGAGGAGGAACUGUGACGAGAGCGGAGCUAGCGGGGGUGGUGUACGGCCUGCAUACAGCAUGGAGAUUGGGGUAUAGAAAAGUGGUGGCACAAGUGGAUUCUAUGGUGAUCAUUCAGUUGAUUAAGGAGGCAAGAAACUGCCAUCCUCAUUUCACACUUAUAAAUGAAGUUCGUGGACUAUUAGGCCGUGAUUGGGAAGUCGACCUGCAACAUGUGUUCAGGGAAGGAAAUGUGGUUGCAGACUAUCUUGCAUCCUUAGGGCAUGGGCUACCGCCUGGCGAUCACAUCAUCGAACUCCCAUGUUCGCGUUUGAGUCAUUUGCUGUACUUUGAUACGAUUGGGGUUCAGACCCCUCGCAUGGUUACUAUUAAUUAAAGGUUGGGGUGCCCUUAGCGCUCCGUUUUACUACCCAAAAAAAAAAUCACCAAUAAAAUGGCUUCUAUGAAGAAAGCAUUACAUAUAGCUAGUAGCCAGGAGUUAUAAUCUACCAACACUUCAAAAAUCUAGACUCCAAUCCCUAAUACGUGAGUGGUUGAGACUACCCUUCAGAACACACUGGUGGGGCGAGACUAGACGGAAAAAUUAUAGUGUCGACUAUCACCUUUUUAGUUUUUGAUCAAAUCAGUGAAAUCACUUGUAACGAAUCCAACUUUGCAAAUAUGUUUUUUUUCAAUGAAAAUGGAAUUUCAUA